Molecule: messenger RNA, 967 nt
Organism: Eutrema salsugineum
Lineage: Eukaryota; Viridiplantae; Streptophyta; Magnoliopsida; Brassicales; Brassicaceae
Product: protein LIGHT-DEPENDENT SHORT HYPOCOTYLS 3
Exons: 1
Coding region: 118-777 (219 amino acids)
Biological process (GO): response to light stimulus; mRNA transcription
Cellular component (GO): nucleus
Source: RefSeq, a predicted model, not a curated record
CAACCGCACAAACAAAAUUUUCAGCUCCAUAUCCACCAAAAGAAAGAUCAAGAAUCAAGAAUCAAGAAAAAUCGGUGCAAGAACCUAAGUAACUAACAUCGAUCGAUCCGUAAAAAGAUGGAUAUGAUUCCUCAACUGAUGGAAGGAUCUUCGGCUUACGCAGGAGCCACAAACCUCAGCAUCAUCGCAAACAUCUCAUCAAACUCCUCCGUCACCGGAGCCACCGCAACGCAACCACCCUCCUCCUCCUCAUCUCCAUCGGCGAACUCAAGCCGUUACGAGAACCAAAAGAGAAGAGACUGGAACACGUUCGGACAAUACCUAAGGAACCAUCGUCCACCGCUUUCCCUUUCUCGAUGCAGCGGAGCUCACGUCCUCGAGUUCCUCCGUUACUUGGACCAAUUCGGCAAGACAAAAGUCCACACGACCGUGUGUCACUUCUAUGGCCAUCCUAAUCCUCCAGCACCAUGUCCUUGUCCUCUUAGACAAGCUUGGGGAAGCCUUGACGCUCUCAUCGGUCGUCUUAGAGCCGCCUUUGAAGAAAACGGAGGGAAGCCUGAGACUAAUCCAUUUGGAGCUCGAGCCGUAAGGCUUUAUCUAAGGGAAGUUAGAGAUAUGCAGAGCAAAGCUAGAGGUGUUAGUUACGAGAAGAAGAAGCGAAAGCGUCCUCUUCCUCCUUCGUCGGCUUCUUCUUCCUCCGCCGUAGCUAGCCACCACCAAUUUCAAAUGUUACCGGGUACUAGUUCUACUACUCAAAUAUCAAAGUUUGAGAAGUAAUUAUAUAUAGUUUAAGAGAAGAAAACUUGAGUAUUUUAUGUAAUAUAAAAUGUGAAUUGCUCUCUUUCUUAUAUGUUGAUUUUAAUUUAGGUUAGUUUUAGAAUGUGGUGGAGGAAGAACUAAGGUUCUUUUGUUACUAGUGUAUGUUGGGGGUAAGGAAGGUAGGGUUUCAAUUUUUAUUUAUCUAAUA